This is a messenger RNA of Lepus europaeus (European hare), 954 nucleotides long. It is a transcript of the gene RAP2C, whose product is annotated as RAP2C, member of RAS oncogene family. NCBI's taxonomy places the organism in Eukaryota, Metazoa, Chordata, Mammalia, Lagomorpha, Leporidae. The record is from RefSeq and is a predicted model, not a curated record. Gene Ontology annotation, biological process: Rap protein signal transduction; negative regulation of cell migration. The transcript is spliced from 2 exons. Gene Ontology annotation, cellular component: plasma membrane. The coding region runs from base 368 to 919 and encodes 183 amino acids. Gene Ontology annotation, molecular function: GTPase activity; GTP binding; GDP binding.
CCGGCCGACUGCCCGCGGGGCUGCCUUUCCGCGGCCCCCACCCCUCUCCCUCCUUGGGGUGCGCCGCGUCUCCCCACCCGCGCUCGGCUGCUCCCAGGCUCGCCCUCCUCCCCACGCCCCCUGCCUGGGCUUCAGUUCCUAUAGGAAGGGCAUUACCAUCCCAUCCCCACCCACCCGACACUUGGCUCUUUCCCCUCCCCCUCCCGUAACUUCCUCUUCUUCCCCGGUUGGGCCCUCGGCUCCUCUGCACUCUCCUCGCCAGUUCGCAGAUUUCCGCCCACCUUCCGCCUAGCCGCGCCGCAGCCCGCGCAGCUAGCGGGGUGUUCUUUUCCCCCCCGUCGGGUAGGAGUUGGCGAAGGGGAGACUCAUGAGGGAAUACAAGGUAGUGGUGUUAGGGAGCGGAGGGGUUGGCAAAUCUGCCCUUACUGUGCAGUUUGUCACCGGGACUUUCAUUGAGAAAUAUGACCCCACCAUUGAAGAUUUCUACCGCAAAGAGAUCGAAGUGGACUCUUCGCCCUCCGUGCUCGAAAUUCUGGACACCGCAGGAACUGAGCAGUUUGCCUCCAUGAGAGAUCUCUACAUCAAAAACGGCCAAGGUUUCAUCCUGGUGUAUAGUCUGGUUAAUCAACAGUCUUUUCAGGAUAUCAAGCCCAUGAGAGAUCAGAUUGUCAGAGUGAAGAGAUAUGAAAAAGUCCCGCUAAUCCUAGUAGGAAAUAAAGUGGAUCUGGAACCAGAAAGAGAGGUUAUGUCUUCAGAAGGCAGAGCUCUGGCUCAAGAAUGGGGUUGCCCUUUCAUGGAGACAUCGGCAAAAAGUAAAUCAAUGGUGGAUGAACUUUUUGCUGAGAUCGUCAGACAAAUGAACUAUUCAUCCCUGCCUGAGAAGCAAGAUCAGUGUUGCACAACUUGCGUUGUCCAGUAAAAAAAGAUAACCUCAAUCAUGGCCAUACCGAGCAG